Puntigrus tetrazona (Sumatra barb) is the source of this 4444-nucleotide messenger RNA. Its product is annotated as NACHT, LRR and PYD domains-containing protein 12-like. The record is from RefSeq and is a predicted model, not a curated record. The transcript is spliced from 12 exons. NCBI's taxonomy places the organism in Eukaryota, Metazoa, Chordata, Actinopteri, Cypriniformes, Cyprinidae. The coding region runs from base 186 to 3818 and encodes 1210 amino acids. Gene Ontology annotation, molecular function: protein binding.
GCUCUCUAAAUGAAAAUGAAAGUAAAUGUACGAAGCUACUUUGUAGCCAUUUUAAAUAGACUGAUUCAGUUAUUCAGUUACAAUGUCAAUUAUAAUCUUUUUUCUACCUGAUGGAAAAUCUGUAGGCCUUAUCUGAAUCGUUCCAUUGGGAGCCGGUGCUGAAGAUCAAACUCUUCAGAUUCAUCAUGGAUGAAACAGAAACAUCUGGAGAUGAGGAUUUGUUUCAACAAUGCAGCUUAGUUCAUCAGAAGAAAUCAGAAGUUGAGCCCAGCUGUGUGUCUAUCAAGAGUGAUGCAUCUAUGGAUCGACCGAUAUGGUUAAAGAGUGGAGAGACACAUCCUGAUCUCAGCUCAGUUUAUCAGAAGAAAUCAGAAGUCGAGCCCAGCUUUGUGUCUAUGAAAAGUGAUGCAUCUAUGGAUCGACCGAUAUGGUUAAAGAGUGGAGAGACACAUCCUGAUCUCCGCUUAAUUCAUCAGAAGAGGUCAGAGGCGGAGCUCAGCUGUGUGUCUAUGAAGAGUGAUGCAUCUAUGGACCGACCGAUAUGGAUUAAGAGUGGAGAUACACAGCAUGAUAAGAGAAAUAUUCUGACCGGAGGCCUGCAGCAGCAUUCACACCAACCAUUACAUGAUGAACUACAGAGAGUCAAAGAUCAGCACAAAACCAUCAUGAAGAACAAGUUUGAGAGAUUAUUUGAGGGAAUCAACUUAAAAGAGAAUCAAACGCUCCUUAACAGGAUCUACACACAGCUCUACAUCAUAGAAGGAGAGAGUGAAGGAGUCAAUGAAGAACAUGAGGUUUUACAGAUAGAGAAAAAAAACAGAGCAAAACACUCACAGGACACUCCAAUCGAUUGCAAUGACAUUUUUAAAGCCACGGCUGAACCAGGUCGUAAGAAGAAAGACCAAAUCAAGACCGUUCUUACUAAAGGCAUUGCUGGAAUUGGAAAAACUGUCUCUGUGCAGAAGUUUAUUCUGGACUGGGCAGAGGGAAAAGCCAAUCAGGAUGUCGAUUUCAUGUUUCUUCUUCCAUUUCGAGAGCUGAACUUGAUUCAAGAUCAUCAGUACAGUCUUCACAGGCUUCUGCUGGACUUUCAUCCUGAAAUUCGAGAUCUGGACUCAACGUUUUAUGAGAAGUGUAAAGUUGCAUUCAUCUUUGAUGGUCUGGAUGAAAGCCGAAUUACACUGAUGUUUUCAGAUGCUAAAAAAGUUUAUGAUGUGACAGAGAUGUUAUCAAAGGAAAAGCAGAUGUCAAAGCCCAAUAAGUUUUCAGACAAUGAAAAAGUUUGUGAUGUGACUGAGACUUCAUCAGUGGGCGUUUUGAUGUCAAAGCUUGUGAAAGGAGAGCUGCUUCCCUCCUCUCUCAUCUGGAUCACCUCCAGACCAGCGGCAGCUAAUCAGAUCCCCUCCAAAUACAUCAACCGUCUAACAGAAAUUCAGGGAUUCAAUGAGCCUCAGAAGGAGGAAUAUUUCAGGAAGAGAAUCAAUGAUGAGCAUCAAGCCAGCAGAAUCAUCUCACACAUCAGAAGAGCAAGAAGUCUCCACAUCAUGUGCCACAUCCCCGUCUUCUGCUGGAUCUCAUCCACUGUGCUUCAGAAGCUCCUAAAAGAAGAUGAUCUUAGAGCAGAAAUCCCUCAAACUCUUACUGAAAUGUAUAUCCACUUCCUGCUGAUUCAGAUCAACAUGAGGAAUCAGAAGUAUGAAGAGAAUGAUUCAGAGAAACUUCUGCAGUCCAACAGAGAAGCGAUUGUGAAACUUGCUGAAGUGGCUUUCAAACAGCUGAUGAAGGGUAAUGUGAUGUUCUAUGAGGAGGACCUGAUUGAAAGCGGCAUAGACGUUACAGAUGCCUCAGUAUAUUCUGGGAUCUGCACUGAAAUCUUUAAGGAGGAAUCUGUUAUUCGUAAAUGGAAAGUCUACAGCUUCAUUCAUCUGAGCUUUCAGGAGUUUCUCGCUGCUUUCUACCUAUUUUACUGCCAUCUGAAGAAGAAUAUGGAGACAUUGCAGGUGUUUCUAGAUCAUACACAUCAGGGAUACAGAUCUGAGGAAAACGUUCUGUAUGACCUACUAAAAUCAGCAGUUGAUAAAACUCUUGAGAGUAAGAAUGGACGUCUGGAUCUGUUCCUCCGGUUCCUCCUGGGCAUCUCACUGGAGUCUAAUCAGAGACUCUUAAAGGCUCUACUGAAACACACAGAGAAGAGCUCAGAGAGCAUCAGGCAAACCACACAGUACAUUAAAGACCAGAUCAAGGGGAGUCAAAAUUUAUUGGACUUAAUCAAGUAUGAUGAUGGCAGUCUCUCAUCUGAUAGCUCCAUCAAUCUGUUUCUCUGUCUUCUGGAAGUCAAUGAUCAGACUCUGUCCAGAGAGAUUCAAGAGUUUGUAAAAUCAGAUAAACACUCAGUGAAUGAACUUUCUCCAUCUCACUGCUCAGCAAUCGCCUACAUGAUUCAGAUGUCAGAGGAAGUUAUGGAUGAGUUGGAUGUUCAAAAAUACAACACAUCAAAUGAGGGAAGAAGACGACUAAUACCAGCUGUGGCCAACUGCAGAAAAGCCUUACUUUCUGGAUGUGAGCUCUCUGAUCAGCACUGUGAAGCACUGUGUUCUGCUUUACAAACAUCAAACUCCCAUUUGUGUGAGCUGGAUCUGACCAGCAAUCACCUGCAGGAUUCUGGAGUGAAGCUGCUCUCUGUUGGAUUGAAGAGUACACACUGUCGACUGAACAUACUGAGGUUAUGUGGAUUUAAUCUCACUGCAGAGUCUUGUGAAAGUUUGUCUUUAGCUCUACAAUCCUCAAACUCUGUCCUGAGGGAGCUGGACCUGAGUAACAAUGAUCUGCAGGAUUCAGGAGUGAAACAUCUUUCUGAUGGACUGAAGAGCUGCAAGCUGGAAAGACUAAGAUUUUCAAUAUGUAACCUCACUGCAGAGUCUUGUGAGAGUUUGUCGUUAGUUCUACAAUCCUUAAACUCUGUCCUAAAAGAGUUGGACCUGAGUAACAAUGACCUGCAGGAUUUAGGAAUAAAGCUUCUUUCUGAAGGACUGAAGAGUCCCAACUGUCAGCUGGAGAUACUGAGAUUGUCUGGAUGUAUGGUGACAGAAGAAGGUGUUGGUUAUCUGUCUUCAGCUCUGAGUUCAAACCCAUCACAAAAAAAGCUGGACCUGCUGGACCUGAGCUACAAUCACCCAGGAGAAUUAGGAGUCAAGCUGCUUUCUGAAAAACUGAUGGAAAACACAUACACACAGGAAAAACUUAAUGUUGACCACGGAGGAAAAUUCAGGAUAACAGCAGGACUGAAGAAAUAUGCGUGUUUUCUCACACUGGAUCCAAACACAGCAAACAAUAAACUUAUUCUGUCCGAGGAGAACAGGAAGGUGACGUACGUGAGAGAGAAACAGCUGUAUCCUGAUCAUCCAGACAGAUUUGAUGCAUGUCAACAGGUGCUGUGUAGAGAGAGUGUGUGUGGACGCUGUUACUGGGAGAUGGAGUGGAGUGGAGAGGAUGGUGUGUCUAUAUCGGUGUCAUAUAAGAGCAUAAGCAGAAAGGGGCGGAGUGAUGUUUGUGAAUUUGGAUGUAAUGAUCAGUCCUGGAGUUUGUGCUGCUCCCCUGACAGUUACUCAUUCACACACAAUAAUUUACACACUGAUCUCCCUGAAGAGUCUAUCAGCAGCAGUAAAAUAGGAUGUUAUGUGGAUCACAGUGCAGGAACUCUGUCCUUCUAUAGCGUCACUGAUGCAAUGAGCCUCAUCCACACAAUCCAGACCACAUUCACUCACCCUCUCUAUCUGGGGUUUUCUGUUAAUAUGGGAUCAUCAGUGAAACUGUGCUAAUGAAUGAGAUUCUACCCACAAUCCUUUGCACUCAUGCUAAAUCUGUAACAUUGGCUACGUUUACAUGGACAUUAACAGAGAUGUAAACAGAGAUUUUUGAUUUCCUUAAACUGGCUAAAGUCAUAAGCUAAGCUAAGCUAAGCUCAUAUAAUGUGGACAAACACUGCAGAUCCUGCAGAUCUUGUAUUGAGUCACUGUUAUCUUUUUGACUGUUGGGUUGGUUUUAUUCUCUAAAUGUGAGAAACAAGAAUAGUUUUGAUAGGAUUAUAAACCGGUGAAGUAAAAUAACUGGGAGGUAGCUGAUGACUAUGGCUAAGUUGUAUAAGAGACAGGUUUUAGGUAAAGCCAGUGGUGGUUCUGACACGUACACAGCAGCGUUAUCAAGAACAGGCUUGUUUCAUCAGUAAGGAGCUUGAAAACAGGGGCAUGUGCAUUAUUCAACAGUUGACCAUCCCAAAUCAACAAAGUAUUUAUUUAUUGUUUGUGUGAUGUUUAUUUCAAAUUUCAGAUAAUUGAGGUUUUUCUUAACAUCAAUAUUUCAUCAUUAAUCAUCAAUUUGUUUUAAAAAUGCUGUUUGUACUGUUGAGAAAGGCAUUGAAAUAAAGAGAAGCGCAAUAUGAUCUUUA